Messenger RNA from Pangasianodon hypophthalmus (striped catfish), 1380 nucleotides. Its product is annotated as germ cell nuclear acidic protein-like. The record is from RefSeq and is a predicted model, not a curated record. Bases 1 to 1179 code for a protein of 392 amino acids. Lineage: Eukaryota; Metazoa; Chordata; Actinopteri; Siluriformes; Pangasiidae. The transcript is spliced from 6 exons.
AUGUCAGUAAUUUAUAAUUGUGAAUCCUGUGACUUUUUUUCAGAAGGAGAUAAGGCUGAAGCUGAGGCUGAAGCUGUUUUUGAAGCUGAACCUGAUGCUGAAGCUCACACUGAUGCUGAAGUUGAGGCUGAAGCUAACAUUGAUGCUGAAGUUGAGGCUAAAACUGAACAUGAGGCUGAAGCUGAAACUGGGGAUGAAGCUCACAUUGAUGCUGAAGUUGAGGCUCAAGCUGAAACUGAACAUGAGACUGAAGCUGAGGCUAAAACUGAACAUGAGGCUGAAGCUGAAACUGGGGAUGAAGCUCACAUUGAUGCUGAAGUUGAGGCUCAAGCUGAAACUGAACAUGAGACUGAAGCUGAGGCUAAAACUGAACAUGAGGCUGAAGUUGAGGCUGACACUGAAGCUGAAACUGAGACUGAAGCCGAGUCUAAAACUGAACCUGAGGCUGAACCUGACACUGAGGAUGAAGCUCACAUUGAUGCUGAAGUUGAGGCUCAAGCUGAAACUGAACAUGAGGCUGAAGCUGAGGCUAAAACUGAACAUGAGGCUGAAGUUCAGCCUGACACUGAAACUGAACCUGAGACUGAAGCUGAGACUAAAACUGAACCUGAGGCUGAAGUUGAAGUUGACACUGAAGCAGAACCUGAUGCUGAAUGUGCUGCUGAAGAAAGAAAGACGGAUGACGCUGAAACAGAGAACAGCACAUCUCUGGAUGGAGCAAAUGGCAAUGAUGCAGACGAGCCUGCUGAAAGCAUCAGGAAAGGAAAUGAGAAAAAGAAAAGGACCAGGAGAGGGACACGAGGCAGAGGGAGAAAGAUCAAUUACAAAAAGGUCCAGGACAACAAAGCAGGGAUGCUGAAAGAGGUGGAUGAUGGAGCGGAGGCCGAAGCUAUCGGUGACCUGAUGAACAUCCUCCUGGAUGAGACAGAGGAAACUAAUGGCCCAUCUCUGGCAGGAGAAAGUGGGGAGAUCACGAUGAGUGCUGACAUUGAAGCUGAGGCUGAAGCCUUUAAUGGUUUCCUCACCGUCCUCCUGGAGGAGAUAAGGGACAAGAUCAACCUGCCUCUGGGGAUGCUGCAAGAGGUGGAUGAUGGGGCGGAGGCUGAUGCCAUCAAGCAGCUCCUGAACGUCUUCCUGGAUCAGGCAGGCGAAAUGAUUGACCUGCCUCUGGGUAAGUAAAGAAAAUAAAUUAUAAUCUGUGAAUAAUAUUUCAAUUACAAAUUUAAAUACAAUUCACGUUGACAAAGUGCUAUGAGGAUUUGCAAAAACAAAUCAUACAAGCUUACAUUAAAUUAAAUGAACUGCGAGAAAAUAAAGGAAACUAAAUUUUGCUGUUAGAAAACUGACAAUAUUAACUUAUUUAAAAACAGGGAUGCUAAA